AUGCCUGUCGACUUUUUCGCAAAUGUAAUAUGGGGAAAGGUUACCUGGCUUCCUAGUCUUUGGACUGUGAUCAAGAUAGUCCCGAUUGUUUUUGUACUUGUGGUGGUAAAACUUUUCUCUGCGGGAGUGAAAAAUACAUCGGAGAGGAAGAUGCAUGGGAAAGUGGUUCUGGUGACAGGAGGGACGUCUGGGAUAGGAGCUGCAGCAGUUCUAGAUUUAGCAACAAGAGGAGCGCAGAUAGUCCUUCUCACACGCCAAUCUCCCUCUGAUAUGUUCCUUGUCGACUACAUCGAAGAUCUACGAGAGAGGACCGGGAACGAAUUGAUUUACGCCGAACAAGUCGACCUUUCAUCUUUAUAUAGCAUUCGAAAAUUCGCUACAAAAUGGAUCAAUAAUUCACCACCACGACGACUGGAUAUGAUCGUACUAUGUGCUGCUACACUCACUCCCCCUGGCAAGCCUCGUGUCACAACAAAAGAGGGUAUUGAAGAGACCUGGAUGGUUAAUUACUUGGCAAAUUUCCACCUUUUGAGCAUUCUCAGUCCUGCGAUUCGCGCGCAACCACCAGACCGAGAUGUGCGAAUUAUAUUUACAACCUGUUCAUCUUAUAUCAAGAGUCCCACUGUUGGAGAUGGCAGUGAAGUGAUGAAGAAAAAAGAUUGGAACCCCUCCGCGGCAUAUGCCCGGAGUAAGAUGGCAUCAAUGAUCUUUGGACAAGCUUUCCAGAAGCACCUCGAGUCGUAUAAACGACCCGACGAAUCGAUCAUGAAUGCACGAGUGAUAUUUGUAGAUCCGGGAUAUUGUCGUACACCAGGGUUUAGGAGAUGGUUCUCGCGGGGUACAUUGUGGGGUUUGGCAUUAUACGUUAUGCUAUGGCAAACUGUUUGGCUGCUAUUGAAAAGCUCCCAGGGAGGUGCGCAGGGUAUCUCCUAUGCCGCCAUGGAAGCAGCAUUGGGAAGAGGACCUGGUGGAAAGCUUAUUAAAGAGUGCAGUGAAAUAGAUUUCGCUACCUCUGAUAUCAAAGAUGACAAGAUCGCAAAGAAGCUAUGGGAAGGUAGCGAGAAGUUGGUCGAGAGAGUCGAGAGGGAAGAAGCUGUCAAAAGAGCUUUGGAAAAGAAAGAAGAGGCGGUUGAUAAGGCAAAUGGUGCAAGUGAGAAACCGUCCGACAGCUCUGAGAGUACCGGAAAAGCACCUGAGAAUCCAAAAGCAAAAUCUCGAAAGCAACGUAAAGCGAAGUGA
Molecule: messenger RNA, 1239 nt
Organism: Sclerotinia borealis F-4128
Lineage: Eukaryota; Fungi; Ascomycota; Leotiomycetes; Helotiales; Sclerotiniaceae
Source: the annotation of a GenBank genome assembly